This is a messenger RNA of Amaranthus tricolor (Joseph's coat), 2871 nucleotides long. RefSeq lists its product as uncharacterized. The record is from RefSeq and is a predicted model, not a curated record. Bases 1665 to 2741 code for a protein of 358 amino acids. NCBI's taxonomy places the organism in Eukaryota, Viridiplantae, Streptophyta, Magnoliopsida, Caryophyllales, Amaranthaceae. The transcript has 2 exons.
UUAUUCAUGAUCAAUAUAGUUGUUAGAAUUGUUGUUCUUGGCAUCUAUACAUUUGUUUGUUGCCCUUUGUUUGAUUUAUAUUUUGUUUUACAAUCAUUGAAUCUGAACAAGACGAUGAAUCUCUUCCUCUAUGGUUAAAAAUCAGGUAUUUCAAACUGCUUAUUUAGGUUUUUGUAUCAUUUUUUAAUUGUACAUUUAAUGUUUUUAGUUUUUUGCGUUUUCAUAAGUUUUUUAGGGUUUUGAUUUUAAUUUGAUGCUUGUCAUUUGAUUUUGCUCUGAUUGUUGGUGGUUUUUGUUGUAAAUGCUUAUCCCUUUCUUUGAGAGCUGACUGUUGCAUUUACUGUAUUGUAAGGUUAUAAUUUUUAAAUCUUUUUGAGAUGAUGAGUUUCAUGUACAUGUUAAUUAGUGGCGGUGGCGGAUUAGGAUACUUAAAAUGAAAAAUAUACAAAAUAAAAUACACGUUUAUUCCUUUUGAGUUUUCAGUAAAAAUAUACAAAAUAAAAUACACUUUAUUCCUUUAAAUUUGCUACUGAAAGUCGCAUAUUAUAAAGGAAAAUGUCACAUUUAGUAGCAAAUGCUUGUCUGACAAAGUUUCCACUGUUAUUGUGUUUUCCUAACCGGGAAACUGAUUUUUGAUUUCACAAUAUAAGUUGAAGUCAGCCUACUGGGUUCUCUUGUCCUUGACACUUUUCUUUGUUCCUCCAUGGCCAUCUGAUUUUGUCUUACUUCUGCUAUAUCCUUGAUUAGUCUGAUACAGUGUCACAUAAUUCUCUAAUUUCCCUCAAUUUGCAAAUCAAAAAAGCGAAUUAUAAUCAAUUUUGGGCUAUUUUUUUUAGAAGCUUGGAUAAUUUUCACGCAGAAGUAGUCAAAUUUCUUUUACAUGUUAUAUAAUCUUCUUACCCAUCUUCAAAAUGUAAAUGAUUAAAUGGUAGUCGAUAUUCCUCCAUAACUGUUGUAAGGUUCAACUAUAUCUUUAUGCAGCAAAGUUAUCCAGAAGCAAAUUGGACCCAAUGGAGGACUUGGAUAGAUCUAUCUUCCUCUGAAGGAGUUUUUGGAUGUCUCUAAGCAAGUGAAAUGUUGGUUCUUGUCUCACUCAGUAUUUGAAUGGCUGUACGAUUUUGUUGCUUCCUAUGUUACUCGGAUUCGUACCCGUGUCUGAUCCUUGAUGCUCGGAUAUCGGUAUGGCACUUAGACACUUAGGCACAAAAUUGAAUAUUUAAACGUAUCCGACACUUGAACACGUAUCAGUAUCCGACAUAGUACCCGAGUCCAAAUAACAUAAGCUGCUUGCUUCGGUUAGUUAGCCUACUCCACUCUAUCUUUUAAUAUCACCUUCCCACGUGAUAAUGAAUGGUAGUCAAUUUUGUGGGAAUAUAUUCUCUGAUCUUAGGGAAUAUUUUUCUGUUUUAGUAAAUAAUUAAUUUUCCAAAUUUGUCCAAUAUAUUAGGGAAUUACUGAUUUCACAAGUUUUGUAUUUCCUUAAUUAAUUCAUAGAGUUUGUAUAAAUUAGGGCUGUAAUUACAAUGGAAAUAAUACAAAACGAGUAUUCCUUUAACCCUAAAACUAGCUUUCUUUAAUUCUUCAUGGUAUCAGAGCUGUAAGGUUUAAUCUGGGAUUAACCUUUGUUCAGCAUCAUCCUUUACCCUCAAAACUUACCUGUAACAAUGGCAGAAACAAACCCAAACCAACUCAUAACCAUGGAACAGAUGGAACAUAUGUUAAAACUGUUUCAGCAACUAAACAAACCAAACACAAACCUAGAAACCAUACCAUCAGAAUUAAAAUUGGCCGAAAAGUUAAAUUACCAAAAUUACACAACCUGGUGCAAAAUGAUGCAAAUAGCCUUAGAGCGCAGAGGACGUCUCAGCCACAUCAUAGACGAACCUGCUAAUAUCACAGACCCUAAUUACCAAACAUGGAAGCAGAAGGAUUCAAUAGUCCUAUCAUGGAUUAUUUCAAACAUUGAUACAGAUCUCAUAAACCAGUUCUUAGAUUAUACCGUUGCAAGGGAUCUAUGGAAGGGGAUCGAAAUUCUAUUGAACAGUGGAAGGGAUGAACUCCAGAUCUUUGAUCUGAGUUCUCAAGCCAACAACAUAAAGCAAGACAGAGACCCAAUAGAGGUUUUUUAUGGAAAAUUGACCACGAUUUGGAAGGAGAUAGAUCGAAGACAACCAAAUCCCAUGAAACAUACUGAAGAUAUCACAAUCUUCAAUACCUUUAUUCAAAAACAACGAUUGUUUCAAUUUCUGGCCGGAAUCAAUGAUACAUUUGACAAAGAAAAGAGGGAUCUAUUGAAUCAAGACCCACUUCCAACGGUUGAAAUUGCAUAUGCCACAAUUAGGCGUGAAAUCUCAAGGCGAGGAAUUAUGAUCCAGGCUUCAUCAUCGGGAAAACAUCCCUCAGAAAUUGGGAGUGGGUUGGCCGUUAAACAAUACCGGUCAGAAACAUCAUACCGGCGUGACAAGGAAGACAAAACUCACCUUAAGUGUAGCUACUGUGGAGGAAGCCGUCACACAAAGGAUGGUUGUUUCAAGUUAAAAGGCUACCCGGAGUGGUGGGAGGAGCACCGACAACGUAGAGCCGCCACCAAGGCCCAGUUGAACCAGACCGGCGGCAAGGCUCACUCGGUCACCGGCUUACCACCCAUUACCAGCACACCAACCCACUGUACAGAAACAAGAGAGGGCAACAAUGGCGUUGAAGGAUGCCCAGACAGGGAAGAUUAUUGGUCGUGGUACUGAACGAGACGGUUUGUACAAUGUGGACGAGGCGAUUCAAACGGGUCACACUUUGCUUGCUCAUGGGUUCCCUAAUCAUCAGUUAUGGACCUGGCAUCGACGUCUAGGUCAUCCAUCUUUGGGGUAUCUGAAA